ACUGAAAACUUUUGUCUGUAAUUUAACCACAGCAAACAAAAGAUCUUGCUCAAAUUACGACAACGGUAAGGCCUUUAACAUUGGCAUUACCAUAUUUCCCCGCAAAAACACCUGCAUUAUUAAUUUUACAUGAGAGUGUUUUUGAACAAGAGUCGAGUGGCGCUUAAAAUACAACUACAAGYCAACCUGGAAGGUGUGAUUCGUGCUCCAACGCACUUAAACUCAAUUCCCAAGCCUAAAAAAUCUAGUUUAAACUACAAAUUGUACACUAAUAAGGCSAAAGGAUGAGCAGUGACGAUAUUAUCGAUAUKCAYGAAGCAUUUCUGCUUUACGACAAGAGAGGCGACAACAAAAUCGAAAGCUGUCAGGUUGGGGAAGUUCUUCGAGCCCUCGGUAUUAAUCCGACGGAGUAUGAAGUUCAAAAAUUGGUCAAUGGAAUUGAUCCUACUGGGGAAGGAAGAGUUAGUUUUUCUGAGUUUUUGCCGAUGUUUCAGAGUCUACGAGAUCGCCACAAGAAAGGCCGCAAAGAUGUCGACGAGGAGUAUUUCUUGGAGUGUUUUCGMGUGUUUGACCGCAGCUGCAAUGGGUUCAUUAGUGCCGCUGAAUUACGUCACGUGUUAACGAGCCUUGGUGAUAAGCUAUCAGAAGAAGAGGUCGACUCUCUUUUAGCUGGCUAUGAGGACAAUCAAGGACAAGUUUACUAUGAAGACUUCGUGCGYGCUGUCAUAAGCGGAUAGACUUUGUCAUGUAUUURAACAGUAUGGGAGUUUMGGGAUUUCAGGAACAACUUGUUUACAUAUAUACAGAUUACAGUCUUUUCUUUUGCUGCACUUUAACAAAUCUCGAAUUCGUUUAAGGAAACUUAUUCAAACCGUAGCUGUGACUAAACCAUGGYAACAGUCAAGUUUGGYGUCAGCUCACUUUUGCUGAAGACAGAUCUCAAUGUUUGCCAGUUUUUUCGCUUCGUAGGGUGCGUACGAUUUGCACGCGUACUUCCAGUUCCUUCUGACCACAGAAAUUUCAGAAAUUGAAAUGCGCGGUAUAAAUGUGUGGAAAUUUUGCACACCACUAUCCAUUUUUCGCAUAAAGUAUUCUUKUUGUAAGCGUUCCUCCAAAGAUCUUUAAAAUAUUUUUAAUAUACUACUGUCUAAUGCACUUUUUAAGCAAGUUAGCUCUCAUUCCCCUAAUUCAUAAUAAGACUGACACUCUUACUAAGCGCUUUAGAUGCGACUAGCCAUCUUGGGAUUCAAAAAACUAAGUACAGAAGAUCGUAGAAUGGCCCGUAACCUUGUUGACGAAAUUAUGAAGGUUAUUAGAUGGUGAAAUAAGUUUUUCUUCUUUUUCCUUCUGAAAAGGUUUGCAAACACGUAGAAAAUAAUACAGCUAAAAAAACAAAUUUACAUAUAUACGAGGUGUUGUGGUUUAAUUGAAGUACGUGGUUGGUUAUAAAAGACUAUUGAUCUGUUUAGCAAAAAUAAAGCCUUGCCACUGA
Molecule: messenger RNA, 1492 nt
Organism: Exaiptasia diaphana
Lineage: Eukaryota; Metazoa; Cnidaria; Anthozoa; Actiniaria; Aiptasiidae
Product: myosin-2 essential light chain
Exons: 2
Coding region: 285-737 (150 amino acids)
Cellular component (GO): myosin II complex
Molecular function (GO): calcium ion binding
Source: RefSeq, a predicted model, not a curated record